GUGGUGCAGGUGGGUCUGUGUGUGAUUGCGAGCGAGUGUGUGUGAGUGUUCGUUUGUUUCAGUGUUAGAUUCGAUUUGGAUCAUCGGAAUAGUCUGUUUUUCUAUAAAUUGGGGCGGAAGUGGAUGAUCGGUGUGUCGUUCGUAGGGUAUGAGAGGGAGGGACAAUACGGGGUUUUAGUGUCUGACCAGCAGAAACAUUACUGUUGAGAGUAUUUUGAGGUUGUUCGAGAGUUGGGGUUGAGUUUGUCUGUUUGAAUGAUAGCACCAGCACUUCUGCUUAGUUUGUGGAGUGUUCCUCACUAGCAAGAGGGAUACCGUAUGAGCGAGAUUUUGUCGUUGGAUGAUUUUGCUCGUGUGUGGAGAAUGACGCGUCGCUACGUGUUCUAGUGUGGCAGAGCGGGGGGAAGAAGUUGGAAGUCGGUGCGUCGUCUGCAGCAGGUGCCAUAAGCAGUGGCUCAAGAGAGAUAGUAUCUGACGAAGGAGCGACACUGGUGCUGUAGCCGGACCAAUAGGGCAUUUGUGAGGGGCGGUGUCACUGAACAUGGCGAAACAGGAGACGCCUAUGCCGACGUUGAAACUCAACAACGGUGGAACAAUGCCUGCUAUCGGGUUGGGCACCAUCAGUUUCAACGAAUCUGACGAGAAGAUAAAAUUCGCCACCCUGACUGCCAUUAGGAUGGGAUAUCGGCAUGUGGAUACGGCCAGCGGUUACCACACUGAGGUAUUGCUAGGUGAAGCCCUCCAGGAGGCUAUGAAGCUGAAUCUUGUGACGAGGGAGGACAUGUUUGUGACCACAAAACUUGCUCCUGACGAAGUGGAUCCUCGAGACAUCGUCCCCUCUCUUCGAAACAGUCUCAGCAAGUUGCAACUGGAGUAUGUGGACCUGUUGAUGAUCCAUUGGCCUCUCCAACUGAAGAAGGGCGCCAAGAUGCCGCCACGGGAAGGUGAUUUCUUACCCUUCGACCUACGGGCCACAUGGGCGACGCUGGAGCAAUGUGUGGAGAAGGGACUAACGAAGUCCAUUGGAGUCAGCAACUUCAAUGUAAAGAUUCUCAAUGAGCUUAUGUCGUUCGCCAAAAUACCACCAGUUGUGAACCAGGUGGAGUUGCAUCCUCGGUGGCAGCAGAAAAGGAUGAGGGAAUAUUGUGCAAGUGUGGGCAUCAUUGUCGAAGCUUGGUCACCACUCGGAGCUCCUGGUCAGAAGUACGGAACCCACGAUUUACUUGCCAACUCCACUCUUCAGCAAAUUGCUCAAAAGCAUCAGAAGACUACUGCUCAGGUGUGUUUGCGCUGGAUCUUCGAGUGUGGGUGCAGUUCCGUGCCGAAGAGCUUCAACAGGCUGCGGAUGUCGCAGAACUUCGCCAUUUUUGACUGGCAGCUGGACGAGGAAGACCACAAGUGGAUCGACGCCAUCCCUCAGAACAAGUACUUCCUGGCGGCCUUCUUGUGCAACAAGACCACCAGCCCUUUCAGGUCUGUUGACGAGCUUUGGGACGGGGAUUGCUGAGUCAACAGGAAGGUUAAUCAAGGUUAACCUACUUCGUUUCCAGCUUCACCACCGCACAAUGACUUCGUUGCACACACAUACACACUCACACACAUAAACAUACACACUCUCUCUUUCUCUCUCUCUCGCUCUCGGCUAAGCAAGUGGUACAACUUCGAAUGAAGAAAACAGCAACAUAUAUGCGUGAUUUCCAAUACAUCGGGCUUCACGUUCUAUGAAGAUGUACACCUUUCACUGCACCUUAGGACAUGCGUUUUUAAGGAUAGGAAGUAUAUACAAAGGGAUAAUCUAUUGUGGCUGUGUCUGGUUGUCUUUUGUGAGCUCUCCGACUUUCGUCGUAGCGUUUGGGGAGUUUAAUUUGCAAGCUGAAUGUGGAAGGAAUAUUUGUAUUUUUUUUAAAACAGUAUGGUUGUUUUUAUAUCAGAAACUCUAGUGAUCAUCUACUUCGAUGUAUGAGCUUCUGAUUUUAGGUU
Messenger RNA from Physcomitrium patens, 1980 nucleotides. Lineage: Eukaryota; Viridiplantae; Streptophyta; Bryopsida; Funariales; Funariaceae. The record is from RefSeq and is a predicted model, not a curated record.